CUCAGGCCCCCCUUCCCACGCCCAGUGCGCUGUGGGAUAGUGGCACUAUAAAGUAUAUCCUCUCUCGGAGAAAGAUAAGAAGCCCGAGACAGGAGGGGAUGAAGAUGGCGGACGCCAAGCAAAAAAGGAACGAACAGUUGAAACGGUGGUUAGGGUCGGAGACAGACAUCGAGCCUCCUAUUCUGAAAAAGAAGAAGGCGAAGGUGAAGUUCGACGAUGGCGCCGUGUUUUUGGCUGCCUGCUCAAGCGGCGAUACCGAGGAGGUGCUCCGAAUGAUUGACCGGGGUGCUGACAUCAACUACGCCAAUGUAGACGGUCUGACUGCCCUCCACCAGGCAUGCAUAGAUGACAACGUGGACAUGGUGACCUUCCUGGUGGAGCAUGGGGCUGCCAUCAACCAGCCCGACAAUGAGGGCUGGAUCCCCCUCCACGCCGCAGCCUCUUGUGGAUACAUGGACAUAGCAGAGUAUCUGAUUGGCCAGGGAGCCAGUGUGGGGGUGGUGAACAGUGAAGGGGAGACACCACUGGACAUCGCUGAGGAGGAGGCCAUGGAGGAGCUCCUGAAGAAUGAGAUCAACCGACAAGGUGUGGACAUCGAGGCGGCCAGGAAGGAGGAGGAGCGGAUCAUGCUGAGGGACGCCCGGCAGUGGCUCAACAGCGGAACCAUCAACGACGUCCGACACGCCAAGUCCGGGGGGACCGCACUCCACGUGGCCGCUGCCAAGGGUUACGCUGAGGUUUUAAAGCUUUUAAUCCAAGCAGGGUAUGAUGUAAAUAUUAAAGACUUUGACGGCUGGACCCCACUCCACGCUGCUUCACAUUGGGGCAAAGAGGAGGCCUGCAAGAUACUGGUGGAGAACCUGUGUGACAUGGACCUUAUCAAUAAAGUGGGUCAGACAUCUUUUGAUGUUGCAGAUGAAGAUGUCCUUGGCUACUUAGAGGAAUUACAGAAGAAGCAGAAUCUGCUCAAUAGUGAAAAGAAGGAUGUUAAGAAGUCUCCCUUGAUAGAAACGACGACCACCGGGGACAACAAUCAAAAUCUAAAAUCCAUCAAGAGCAAAGAGACCCUCCUCCUGGAGCCCGAGAAGCCCGCCCUGCGCAUCGAGACCCUGGAACCGGAGAAGGUGGACGAGGAAGAGGAGGGCAAGAAGGACCAAGAGUCCAGCUGCUCCAGCGAGGAGGAAGAGGAGGAAGACUCGGAGUCUGAGACUGAAGCCGACAAGAGCAAGACGCCUGUCCCUGUGAGCAACAGUAACGGCACUGCUGUGGUGCCAACGCCGACCAGCGUUACGGUGUCCACCUCCCCAACCAGCCCCACUAACCAGGUGACUCUCACCUCGCCUGUCAAGAAGUCUGAUUAUAUUACUGCCCUCUUGCCUGUGGCGGAGCCAAGCUGUCCUGCAUUGUGGCGUCAAGGCUUGCGCAAAACUGGCAUUUCUCUUGUGCCCAAAAAACCCAUGGUGGCCCAGCAGGUGUCCCCUGCUGGUAAGGUCUCUCCUAAAGAGGUCUCCCCUAAAGAUAAACAGGAGGAUGACAAGACGAAGAAAUCGGACGAGUCCCCGGCGUCGUGGCGCCUGGGUCUGAGGAAGACUGGCAGCUACGGGGCGCUGGCGGAGAUCACGGCCACGAAGGAGGCCCAGAAGGAGAAGGACACGGCCGGGGUGAUGCGCUCAGCCUCCAGCCCCCGCCUCUCCUCCUCCCUGGACAACAAGGACAAAGAGAAGGAAAAAGACAAAGGAACCAGACUUGCCUACGUUGCCCCCACCAUCCCCAGGAGACUGGCCAGUACAUCAGACAUUGACGAGAAGGAGAACAGGGACUCUGCUGCUAGUCUGGUACGUAGCGGCUCCUACACCAGGAGACGCUGGGACGAUGAGCUGAAGAACAGUGAAGGAAGCGCUUCCACCAACCGAACAACACCCAGCUAUCAGCGCAGCACGUCCCACACGCUAACGCUAGGGCGGAGCGGCAGCACGCGGGACGUGCCAGCCAAGUCCUCUUCUGCCUCCAGCUUGGACCCUAACACCUGUAACACUAAACCCUGGCAGUCGCCCGCCUCCCACUACCAGUCUUACAGCAUUUACCGCAGUGGUUCCUUUGGCAGGAGGCAUGAAGACCUGGGUUCGACCACCUCUUCUUCCACUAGCACCACCACAACCACCUCGUCUGUUACCUCGCCCACCGGCUUCCGUGACCGCAGCCUGCUCUCCAGCCUGGGCUCCUCCACCCGCACCGGAUCCUCCAGCCUCACCAGCAGGUACUGGGCAGAGGAGAGUGCGGAGAGGGAAAAGGAGCGGGAGAAGGAGUCUGCUGCAGUCGUCCCUACGAUUAACACUGGUUCCACCACCACCACGUCCACUACUGGCACUAUCAUUGGCUCUGACGGCAGGGAGAGACGCAGGUCCGACACGCGCACGUCGUACCUCACCCCUGUCCGGGAUGAAGAGUCGGAGUCCCAGAGGAAAGCCCGCUCCAGACAGGCUAGACAGUCCAGACGGUCUACCCAGGGUGUGACUCUAACUGACCUCCAAGAGGCAGAGAAGACCAUCGGCAGGAGUCGCCCCAUACGGACCCGGGAGGAGGAGAAGGAAGAGAAGGAGAAACAAGAGAAGCAGGAGGAGAAGAAGGAGACUGGUGAAACCAAGGAGGACGACUACCGGUCGAGGUACCGCAGCUUCGAAGAGACUUACCAGCGCUACCGACCCUCCACCACCUCGGCCACCACCCUGAGCACGGCCUCCACCCCGUCCUCUACUUCUACUUCCUCUAGCUCCCUCAACAGGCCCAACAGCCUGACCGGCAUCACCUCCUCCUCCAGCUCCCUCAACAGGCCCAACAGCCUGUCCGGCAUCACCUCCUCUUACAGCCGCUCCUCCAGGGACAUUGAGAAAGAAUCAGACAAGAAGCAGCAGGAGGAGGAGAAGGAGGGAGAGGAUAAGUCCCAGCCCCGCUCCAUACGGGAUCGCCGGCGGCCCCGUGAGAAGAGACGCUCCACCGGGGUGUCUUUCUGGACCCAAGAUGGGAGUGAUGACAAUGACCCAGACCAGUCGGCGGACUCAGAGGAAGGCAGCAUCAAGGGUGAACCUCAGAGUGACCGACUGUCCAGGAAUGAGAGCAGCACUUCCUCUUCCGACCGCUACGACCACUUGGGUAGCCGUGGCUACAGCGAGGGUCGCAGGUCAUUCUCAAGCAGGCUGGACCGAGACGAUAGCACUGACUACAAGAAGCUUUAUGAGCAGAUCCUAGCUGAGAAUGAGAAGCUGAAGUCCCAGUUACGUGACACAGACCUGCAGCUGAAUGACUUGAAGCUACAGCUGGAGAAGGCCACACAGAGGCAGGAGCGCUUUGCUGACCGGUCGCAGCUUGAGAUGGAGAAAAGGGAAAGAAGAGCUCUAGAAAGGAAGAUCUCUGAUAUGGAGGAGGAACUUAAGAACCUCCCAGAGGUAAAGCAGGUUCAGGCCCUGCGUCAGGUCAAGGAGCGGCUGCAGGCAGAGAACAGGGCCCUGGCCCGCGUGGUGGUCAAGCUCUCCCAGUCAGCCUGCAGCCAGCUGCCCCCCUCCGUGGACCUGUAGCCCUGCCCAACCGCUCCCCCUCACCCUCCCUUCUCAUGUUCCAUUUGUGCUCCGACCUCACCCAUAGACAGGCAGGUCGUCCACCCCCCGCCCAACUACAAGGUUAUCUCCUCCCCCCUGAGACUGACUCCCCCUACCUCCCCAGACCUCUCUGGUUUUCAUAUUGGGGAGUGUGUUUUGACUGGGCACUUUCAUUUACACUACCUAUUAUAGUUCACAGUAAAGUUAAAUGUUAUUUUCAGUCAGGUAAGUAUCAAUUCAGGUGGUAAUUUUCAUAUAAGCAUAUACACUGCUCAAAAAAAUAAAGGGAACACUAAAAUAACACAUCCUAGAUCUGAAUGAAUGAAAUAUUCUUAUUAAAUACUUUUUUCUUUACAUAGUUGAAUGUGCUGACAACAAAAUCACACAAAAAUUAUCAAUGGAAAUCAAAUUUAUCAACCCAUGGAGGUCUGGAUUUGGCGUCACACUCAAUAUUAAAGUGGAAAACCACACUACAGGCGGAUCCAACUUUGAUGUAAUGUCCUUAAAGCAAGUCAAAAUGAGGCUCAGUUGUGUGUGUGUGUGUGUGUGUGUGGCAUCCACGUGCCUGUAUGACCUCCCUACAAUGCCUGGGCAUGCUCCUGAUGAGGUGGCGGAUGGUCUCCUGAUGGAUCUCCUCCCAGACCUGGACUAAAGCAUCCGCCAACUCCUGGACAGGAGCGAGACAUGAUGUGCUCAAUUGGAUUCAGGUCUGAGGAACGGGCGGGCCAGUCCAUAGCAUCAAUGCCUUCCUCUUGCAGGAACUGCUGACACACUCCAGCCAAAUGAGGUCUAGCAUUGUCUUGCAUUAGGAGGAACUCGGGGCCAACCGCACCAGCAUAUGGUCUCACAAGGGGUCUGAGGAUCUCAUCUCGGUACCUAAUGGCAGUCAGGCUACCUCUGGUGAGCACAUGGAGGGCUGUGCGGCCCCCCAAAGAAAUGCCACCCCACACCAUGACUGACCCACCGCCAAACCGGUCAUGCUGGAGGAUGUUGCAGGCAGCAGAACGUUCUCCACGACGUCUCCAGACUCUGUCACGUGCUCAGUGUGAACCUGCUUUCAUCUGUGAAGAGCACAGGGUGCCAGUGGCAAAUUUGCCAAUCUUGGUGUUCUCUGGCAAAUGCCAAACGUCCUGCACAAUGUUGGGCUGUAAAGCACAACCCCCACCUGUGGACGUCGGGCCCUCAUACCACCCUCAUGGAGUCUGUUUCUGACCGUUUGAGCAGACACAUGCACAUUUGUGGCCUGCUGGAGGUCAUUUUGCAGGGCUCUGGCAGUGCUCCUCCUUGCACAAAGGCGGAGGUAGCGGUCCUGCUGCUGGGUUGUUGACCUCCUACGGCCGACACAUCUCCUGAUGUACUGGCCUGUCUCCUGGUAGCACCUCCAUGCUCUGGACACUACACUGACUGACACAGCAAACCUUCUUGCCACAGCUCGCAUUGAUGUGCCAUCCUGGAUGAGCUGCACUACCUGAGCCACUUGUGUGGGUUGUAGACUCCGUCUCAUGCUAUCACUAGAGUGAAAGCACCGCCAGCAUUCAAAAGUGACCGAAACAUCAGCCAGGAAGCAUAGGAACUGAGGUGGUCUGUGGUCACCACCUGCAGAACCACUCCUUUAUUGGGGGUGUCUUGCUAAUUGCCUAUAAUUUCCACCUGUUGUCUAUUCCAUUUGCACAACAGCAUGUGAAAUUUAUUGUCAAUCAGUGUUGCUUCCUAAGUGGACAGUUUGAUUUCACAGAAGUGUGAUUUGACUUGGAGUUACAUUGCGUUUAAGUGUUCCCUUUAUUUUUUUGAGCAGUGUACUUUGUUAGUACAGCACCUGAAGUUUAAAUAUUGGACUACAUGAUUAGAUCUUCAUGCAGUUGAUUUUACUAUAUAAUUUGAUGUACUGUAAAGGAGAGUGCCCCAUUUUGUUCUUUUCCCCCCAGUGUGCAGUCUUGAAGUCUUAUCAAGGAGUGCCGUUGUUUCGUUCCGCUUGUUUCUGGCUUUGCAUGACGUGGCUUUCUUUUUGCGUCAAAUGGCGGACAUUUUUUUUUAUGGAGGACGAACACAUUUCCUUUCCCCUCAGUGUCUCUCUCCAGUCCUACCCCCAUUUCAGUUGACUCUUACAGAUGACAUCAACCCAGUUUUGAGACCGGGUCACCCCAAUACUGCAGGUUUACACUUGGUCUUAUUUAAUUUCCCAGUGACCUAGACAUAUUAAUUUGGCUCUUGCUCAUGAUUUCAAUUUCCAUUACAUGCCAUAAGAAGCUCAGGUUGGUUGAUUGUCAUCUGUAAAAAAAUGCCUUUUAGUUUUGCGGUGGACAGUUACGUUUUGCUCUUGUUCUCCCUGGAUGUUCAGUUGUUCCAAGAGUAACUGGGCAAUCUGCCAUGGUUGCUCUACCCCGGGCAAUGCUGUACUGCAUGGCUUCAGGAAUCUGCUUAGCCCAGUAUGGUUUUAAUUGAUAUUGAGGGAAUUAUACCUGUAAGGGAUAAUCUUGUGACUGAUUGUGAUUAGUAAUAUUUUCAUUUGUCAAACAAACUGGGUUGUAUUUCUUAAUCCACAACAUUUGGGCAUCACACUGAUGAACAUUGUGUUGAUAAAUAGUUAAAGCAGUAGGAUAUCCCUUAUUCAGAUACCUAAUAAUGAGUGGCAUAGGGCUGUUAAUAAGUCAUUUUAUUGUUUCACUUUCACACUAAACUCUCAAACCGUGACCAAGAUGACAGGCAGUGGUGUAGUUAUGUUAGUGAAUAACGUAACUACUCUCAUUGUAUUAAGGCAGAUGUAGUAAUGCAAUUAUUUUCUAAUACCAGUUUGGAAAUUUGGUUCAGGGCAGAAAUGGGUAUUGACUGAGAUGGUGUUAGCUUUACACGUGGUAAGUCUACCUCACGAAGACACAGGAAAAAAACAAACGAUUGCAAAGGCAUUAUUUGAUGCUGCAGCAGUUUGUUGCUCAUGCAUUUUUUGCCCCUGUAUGCUUCAAAUAAAAGAGCACUGUUAGGAUUUGUGCAGGUUAUUUGAAGAGUGUGUUUUCCUGGGCGCCAGUGGAGCCGCCUCUCCUGUUCUGCAUGGCUAUUUAGCAGAGACUUUUGACCGGAGUGUGCUUGCUCCAUUCUCAGCUAAGAAAAUAAAAAAUAAAAAAAUGGUUGACUGUGGCUUGUCAAAGAUGCUGAAGACACACUCUGCAAUGAACAGUUUCUAGGACUGGUUAACCUCAACGUGUCUCUAAGCCCGUUUCCCUCUCUCUUUUGUUCUC
Molecule: messenger RNA, 6826 nt
Organism: Oncorhynchus nerka (sockeye salmon)
Lineage: Eukaryota; Metazoa; Chordata; Actinopteri; Salmoniformes; Salmonidae
Product: protein phosphatase 1 regulatory subunit 12A-like
Exons: 27
Coding region: 99-3572 (1157 amino acids)
Biological process (GO): signal transduction
Cellular component (GO): A band; Z disc; cytoplasm
Molecular function (GO): phosphatase regulator activity; protein kinase binding; enzyme inhibitor activity
Source: RefSeq, a predicted model, not a curated record